ACGUUCUAAACCAGUAGCAGCUUCAACAAUGAGCACCUCUAAGUCUAACCCCAACCCACUUGACGUUCUUGAUUCCAAGAUCAACCCGGACAACGUUAAAGACUACCAAACCCGUCUUGAAUCAUACCAUUCCUCUCUCGAUUCAUACUGGAAAUUUGAAAUUGUUCCUGGUAUUUUCAAACAAUCUGAUCCUAGCACUGAUGAAAGAAAAUUUGACUAUUUGAAAGAACAUUUCGGUAUCAUUGGCUCAUGGGAUGAUAUAAUUGAAAAUCUUAACCAUUUGAAUAAUUCUACUGGCCCUAAUGAACAAUACAAAAUCAUGUUUUUGGCAAGACACGGCCAAGGGUUCCACAAUUUAGCCCAUACUAAAUAUGGCGAUAAUGCCUGGAACGAAUAUUGGUCAAAAUUAAAUGGCGAUGGUGAAAUAAUUUGGGGUCCGGAUGCAAAUUUGACUGAAUUAGGUAUCCUGCAAGCCAAGGACAACAAUUAUAUUUGGAAACAAGAACAAAUCAAUAACAAAAAUAAUGACGCCAGCUUGAUUAUUCCUACUAAAUUCUUGGUUUCUCCCUUGAGUAGAUCUAUUGAUACCAUGUAUUAUACUUGGAAUGAUAUAGUCGACUUGAAAAAUGUGCAACCUUUAAUUCAAGAAAACUGGAGAGAAACCAUGGGAGUACAUACAUGUGAUAAACGUUCUUCUCGAACAAUCAUUGACUAUAAGUAUACUGGUAAGGGAUUUGUUAUAGAACCGGGAUUUGCUGAAGAAGAUAUCUACUAUCAAGAUGAUUAUCGUGAAACUGUGGGUGAGCAAGCUCUCAGAAUUAACAAAGGGUUACAACAAUUGUUUAAUGAAAGUCCAAAUGAUAAAAUUGUCGCUAUAACUAGUCAUAGUGGUAGUAUUAGAGCUCAAUUAUUAGCCGUUGGUCAUAGAUCAUUUGCUGUUGGAACUGGUGGUAUGAUUCCUGUAUUUGUAAAAGCAAUUAAAGUUACCAAAUAGAAUUUUAUAGAGUAGACGAAUCCAUCAGCUUGGUUAUGUAGCGCAAAAAAAAAUUACAUCAUUAAGAUAAAACGUGGAU
This is a messenger RNA of Spathaspora passalidarum NRRL Y-27907, 1073 nucleotides long. Its product is annotated as putative phosphomutase. Gene Ontology annotation, cellular component: cytoplasm. The record is from RefSeq and is a predicted model, not a curated record. Gene Ontology annotation, molecular function: phosphatase activity. The transcript has a single exon. Bases 29 to 994 code for a protein of 321 amino acids. NCBI's taxonomy places the organism in Eukaryota, Fungi, Ascomycota, Pichiomycetes, Serinales, Debaryomycetaceae.